CGCUUAUAUGCUUGAGGUAUAUAAUAUAAUUGAUCUCCGGCCGUCGCGUAGUGCCUGUGAGUCUUUGAGAGACGCUACUAAUACGCGGCUGAACGUGCUCAGUGCAAAAUGUAUAUUCUCAGUAGAUUUUUGAGUUCCAUCUUUGUUUUAAUAUGUGUUUUAAAUUGCUGUUUAUCCAAAGAGCUUCCCGAUUACAUCCACGUCUGCAAGAGGGACCCGGCUACGAUAAAUGACUGCGUCGUUAAGUCUAUAGAAGCACUCCGACCACAGUUAGCAAAUGGGAUCCCUGAGUUGGACGUGCCUUCUAUAGAGCCAUUCGUCAUAAAUGAGAUCAAAGCGUUGACAUCGGACAGUACUCCCAUUCGUGCGAGUGGCCACAACAUUAAAGUAACAGGCGCAAGCGCAUUCGUUAUCAAGAGCUUGUCUGUGGACCUUGACACACUGAAGAUAAGAGUGCGACUACGUUUCCCCAAGCUGCACUUCGAAGGAGACUACAAGCUGGAUGCUCAGGUCCUCAUAGUACCUCUGAAAGGACAGGGAAAGAUGAACGCUGAUGCUGUGAAAUGUGAUGCGGAGCUGUUGUUCCACUCGCAAAUUGUCACGAAGGACGGAGUUGAGUACAUCAAGUUCAAGAAGAUCGAAGCUGACAUCAACAUUAAGGACUACAGGCUCAAGUUGGACGGACUCUUCAAUGGAGACAGGACUUUAGGUGAAGCUGCGAACCAAGCCAUCAAUCAGAACAGAGGGGAGUUCCUCAAGGCGACCAAACCUCAUCUUGAGAAGACAGUAGCGAUCAACCUCCUUCAAGUAGCCAACAACAUCGUGGACGGACUCACGCUUGACCAGCUCUUCCCCAAACCCUAGACAUUAGUUCCUAACUUAGAAUAACUUAGGUUUUUAAGCCCACUGUGAUUUAUACUCGUUGAAAUAAUUUACCAUGUGAUUAUUUUUUUAUAUUUGUAAAUGGCACGUUGGUC
Messenger RNA from Spodoptera exigua (beet armyworm), 977 nucleotides. Lineage: Eukaryota; Metazoa; Arthropoda; Insecta; Lepidoptera; Noctuidae. The record is from the annotation of a GenBank genome assembly.